Molecule: messenger RNA, 1290 nt
Organism: Plasmodium yoelii
Lineage: Eukaryota; Apicomplexa; Aconoidasida; Haemosporida; Plasmodiidae
Product: conserved Plasmodium protein, unknown function
Exons: 1
Coding region: 1-1290 (429 amino acids)
Source: RefSeq, a predicted model, not a curated record
AUGCUAGAAAAUUUGUGCAUUGAUUUACUUCAUGAAUUGUUCAAAGCAAAGUAUAAUUUACUUCUUUCCUUGCAAACAAAUUUACACACUAAGAGGAAAAUAAAAAAGGAAAAAAAAAAAAAAAAAAAGAGGGACAAAAUAUUUAGGUACUUGUUUAUACGAGUACUUGAGAAAGAUGAAUAUUACACACAUUUUGGAUAUAUAAAAAAAAAGAAAAUUAUGAAAAAAAAAAAAAUUAAAAAAGAAUAUAAAAAAUUAAGAAAGCAUAUUGCAGAUAUAAAUGCAUAUUAUAAAAAAAAAAAAUAUUCCAAAUCAUUAAAAAAUGAAUAUAAUGAUAAUUAUUGUACAACAUUCAAUGAAUAUCAUAUUCACACACUACUAAAAUCAUUUAUGUAUAACCCUGAAAAGAUAGAUUUUAUUUUACGUAAAAAAUGGAAUAUAUAUAGCCAAAAUAAAAUUGUAAAUUAUAAGCAUAAAAUUAAGGAUAAUAAAAAAAGGAAAAGAAGUAUAUGCAUAUAUUGUUGCCGUCGAGAUAGAGGAAAACGAAAACAAAAGCAAAAACAAAAACAAAAACAUAAUUACAAAAAUUAUAAAUUCUUUACUAAAAACAAAAACAAUAAUGAAGCUAGAAAUAAUGAAGCUAAAAAUAAUGAAGCUAAAAAUAAUGAAGGUAGAAAUAAUGAAGGUAGGAAUAAUGAUAUUUGUUUACAAUUGGCAAAAAAUAGUUUAUAUGGCUAUCUAGACAAAUCUUUUUAUUCUAUUCUUCCAAAUUUAAAUUUUAAACAACUGAAAGAAGAACCAAAUUUAGAACAAAAUAACAAUUUAAAUUACAUAUUAAAUAUAGAAAAAAUGAAAAAUAAUUUAAUAAAAAAAAAAAAAAUAAUAAGCAAAGUUUAUAUAAAAAAUAAGAAACAUAUAUAUUUAUCCUCAACAAAAUUAAAGAAACAAUAUAUUAACUUUUUAGACAAUUUUCAUUUGCUAAUUAAAAAAAUGAAAACACAUAAAGAAAGGGACAUGAAAAUAAUUAAUUCAACAAAUUUAAAACUUUUAAAAACUAUAUUAUAUUUAGAAAAUGAUUAUAAUGAUAUAGACAGUAUAAAUAGUAACAGCUCAAAUGAUGUUAUUAAAAAUGUAUUAAUAAAAAAAAAAAAUUAUAAAAUAUAUCAUGUUAUUUCCAUAAUAAAUUAUAUUAAAAAGAGUUUGUAUAUUAUUAAAAUGGAUAUAAUGUAUAUUUUUAUUUUCUUUACUUCAUAUAUAAACAAUAUUUUUGCAAAAUUAAAAAAUUCAUAA